AUGAAGCUACGAGAGAAGUAUUUUGAGCAAAACGGUGGUGCGUUGCUCAAACAAAAACUGAAUUCGCAAGAGGCUGCUUACACCGUGACUGUAUAUAGCAUGGAACAGCUUCGAAAAGCAACAGAUAACUAUUCAAAUGAGCGAAUUGUAGGGAGGGGAGGUUUUGGCAUUGUUUAUAAAGGAAUUCUGCCGGAUAAACGCGUUAUUGCAAUAAAGAAGUCCCUUUCAGUGGGUGAGACCGAAAAGGAACAGUUCAUAAACGAGAUAUUGGUAAUAACACAAAUCAUACAUGGAAAUGUCGUCAAACUAUUGGGUUGUUGUUUUGAAGAGGAAGUACCGGUAUUAGUGUAUGAGUUCAUUCCCAAUAACACACUUUUCCAUCACAUUCAUAAUGAAGAGGGUGGAACGAGUUGGUUAUCAUGGGAGAAUCGGUUGAGGGCCGCUGCAGAAGCUGCAUCUGCACUUGCAUACCUUCAUUCUCAUGCCACCACCCCCGUCAUACACAGAGAUGUCAAGUCCACAAAUAUAUUAUUAGACGACGAGUUCAGAGCGAAAUUGUCGGGCUUUGGUAUUUCCAAGUUGUUUUCUAAAAAAGAAGAAAACGUCAACACUGUUGUCCAGGGCACACUUGGGUACUUGGAUCCUGAGUACCAAAACACAGACAAUUUAAACGAAAAGAGUGACGUAUACAACUUUGGGGUGGUCCUUGCGGAACUCAUCACCGGUAAAAAACCCCUUCUGGUAGAGAGAGUCUACCAGGAGAGGUACUUGUCAAAGUAUUUUGUCAAGUGCAUGGGUGAAGGAAACCUCCUACAAAUGGUGGAACCGCGCUUACUUAAUGAAAGGGGUAUUGACCUUCAACAUUUAAAUGUUGCAGCACAGCUAGCGAACAGGUGCUUGGAAAUAUCUGGUGUUAACAGGCCAACAAUGAGGUCUGUUGAACUUGAGCUUGAAGCUUUAAGGAGGCCCACUACGACACAUCCCACUGUUCCACCUGAACAGGUAGCCCAUGAAGAAAUUUCUGGAUCCGUGAAUCCAGAAAUUUAG
This is a messenger RNA of Lactuca virosa, 1047 nucleotides long. NCBI's taxonomy places the organism in Eukaryota, Viridiplantae, Streptophyta, Magnoliopsida, Asterales, Asteraceae. The record is from the annotation of a GenBank genome assembly.